Messenger RNA from Pediculus humanus corporis (human body louse), 231 nucleotides. RefSeq lists its product as uncharacterized. Gene Ontology annotation, molecular function: glutathione peroxidase activity. Bases 1 to 231 code for a protein of 76 amino acids. Lineage: Eukaryota; Metazoa; Arthropoda; Insecta; Psocodea; Pediculidae. The record is from RefSeq and is a predicted model, not a curated record. The transcript is spliced from 2 exons. Gene Ontology annotation, biological process: response to oxidative stress.
AUGGAUGCUAAUAUAUUAGCGUCGUUAUUAUUGACGCUAACAACAUUUGUAACAUUUUCAAAGGGGGCCGGUGAAAUAAAUAGGAUUCCUGCUAGGCCAUGUUUUCAACACGCACAACCCGGAGAUACAAUAUAUAAAUAUAAUUUAACGGAUAUUUACGGAACGGAUAAUAUAAGUUUAUCCGAAUUCGAAGGUAAGGUUGUACUCGUUGUUAAUGUGGCAACCUACUGA